Molecule: messenger RNA, 624 nt
Organism: Pedinophyceae sp. YPF-701
Lineage: Eukaryota; Viridiplantae; Chlorophyta; Pedinophyceae
Source: the annotation of a GenBank genome assembly
AUGACGACGGCGUCGCGGCGGCUGGCCCACCGGGCCUGGACGUCCUACAACAACUCACUCGUCGAGAGGCCCAUCCUCACGAAGAGCCUCGUCUCCCUCGCGGGCUUCGGCCUCGGCGACGCGCUCGCCCAAAGCGUCACCAAGCGGCCAGAAGAACCCUUCCGCUGGGACCGCACCCUCAGCAUGGCGGGCUACGGCUUCGUCGUGGGCGGCCCGCUCGGCCACUACUGGUUCGGCGCGCUCGACAAGUACGUUCUCCCCUCGCGGCCCACGAGCCCCGCCGCGGUGCUGGCCAAGGUCGGGGCCGACCAGCUCCUGCAGGCGCCGUUCGGCAUGGCGUGCUUCUACGCGUGGGACACGAUGGCGAAGCACGGCCGCGAAGGGUUCGAAGAGGAGUUCCCCCGGGCCGUCCGCGAGACGCUGCCCGUGGCUCUACAGGCCUCCUGGACGAUGUGGCCAUUGGCUCAUUUGAUCAACUUCCGCUACAUCCCGUCGUCGCAGCGGAUGCUCUACGUGAACGCCGUCGCGCUGGUCUGGACGUCCAUCCUGAGUUACGUCUCGAACAAGCCCAGUGAGCCCGCGCCGUACGAGGAGGUCGGGAAGCUUGCGCCCCAGGAGCUCUGA